Messenger RNA from Fusarium falciforme, 798 nucleotides. RefSeq lists its product as hypothetical. The record is from RefSeq and is a predicted model, not a curated record. The coding region runs from base 1 to 798 and encodes 265 amino acids. The transcript has 2 exons. NCBI's taxonomy places the organism in Eukaryota, Fungi, Ascomycota, Sordariomycetes, Hypocreales, Nectriaceae.
AUGCACGCCUUAGCUACCGCAACCUUCCUCGCCAGCGCUCUCAGCGGCGUCGGUGCAAGCCCCGUAUCCAAGAACACCCGACGUGAUGUCCUCGUGGCUCUGCCUGGGGGCGCUCACGAGAUCGAUCUCAAGUUCCAGCCCUGGAUGGACUUUGAUACCGAUAGCUGCUACAACACGGCUGCCAUCGACCCUGAUGGAGACACCAACCCGGGCCUCGACCACCCCGUCUUCAAGAAUCCCGAGGAUGACUGCCGUGAGAGCAGCCGCCUGAAGAACGCCAACGUCUACAGCCGAUCUCGAUGCAACCACGGGUGGUACGAGUACUACUUUGAGAAAGACCAAGUUGUCUGGGGCUCUCUUGCGGGCGGCCACACUCACGACUGGGAAAACGUCAUCGUCUUUGCCAAGGGAGACGAGGUCAAGAAGGUCGCCCCGUCCUGCCACGGAGGAUACGGCGGUUCUACCGACUCUCCUCGUCUGGGAGGUGACACCCAUCCCAAGGUUGUAUACCACAAGGAUGGAGGUAGCACUCAUUGCAUGCGCAUGGCCAACGAGGGCGACGACGAUGUCGAGAAUUACACUGAGGACUGGGUCACCUCUCCUCUCGUCGGCUGGGGUUGGUGGCCUACUACUGACAACGGUCGUGCCUACAGGGACUUGGUUUAUGGCAAAUGGCCCAAUGAUGCCACGGCUGCCCCCAAGUUCUGGGACGCUGAUGACAUGUACACCAACACGCUCCGGAAGGCUGCUGGCGACUGCUGCGAAGAUUUUGACCCCUCUUAUGACGAUAGUGAAUAG